Messenger RNA from Zootoca vivipara (common lizard), 4573 nucleotides. RefSeq names its product 5'-nucleotidase domain containing 3 (gene NT5DC3). The record is from RefSeq and is a predicted model, not a curated record. Gene Ontology annotation, molecular function: 5'-nucleotidase activity. Lineage: Eukaryota; Metazoa; Chordata; Lepidosauria; Squamata; Lacertidae.
UGAGGAAGUGACUUCAGCUGUCGGCGGCCGCCAGUGGAGCGCAGAGCCAGCGGAGGCAGGCGAGGCUGUGGCUGGCGCGUGUUUCUUUUCCUGAACGGGUUCUGGGGAGUCCGCUAGAAGCUGCUACUUCUGCUUCUGCUUCUGCGCCGGCCAUGGCAGCCACGGCCGCUUCUACCGCGAGGGUCUUGCUGGGGUCAGUGGGGAAGGGCGGCGCGAAGCGGGCAAGUGCUGCUGGUGCUGCCGCCGCCUCUCCUGCCUCCUUAGCCGGGCUCUGCUGCUCCUUCGGCGGCGGCGGCUUAAAGGCAAAUCCCUAUUGCACGCUGGCCCCUCGGCAGCAGCAGCAGCCCUCCGCCCCGUCCCCGGACAUGAAGAACUACCUGUGGAAGCGCUAUAACGAAGCCAAGAAAGUGACGAAAGACCUGGUUCCUUCCAUUAUGAGUAACUUGCUGAAUCCAGAUGCUAUCUUUUCAAACAAUGAAAUGAGUCUAUCGGACAUAGAAAUCUAUGGCUUUGAUUAUGACUACACACUUGUCUUCUAUUCCAAGCAUUUGCACACUUUGAUCUUCAAUGCUGCUCGGGAUCUUUUGAUAAAUGAACACCGGUAUCCUGCAGAAAUCCGGAAGUAUGACUACGAUCCAAAUUUUGCAAUAAGAGGUCUUCAUUAUGAUGUACAUCGGGCGUUAUUGAUGAAGAUUGAUGCUUUUCAUUAUAUUCAGUUGGGAACAGUGUACAGAGGUUUGAGUGUCGUCCCGGAUGAGGAAGUCAUUGCCAUGUACGAUGGGUCCCAUGUCCCCUUGGAACAAAUGAGCGACUUCUAUGGGAAGAGUUCACAAGGUAAUGCCAUGAAGCAGUUCAUGGAUAUCUUCUCCUUGCCUGAAAUGACACUCCUGUGUUGUGUGAAUGAGUAUUUUCUGAAAAACAAUAUAGACUACGAGCCAGUUCAUCUCUACAAAGAUGUAAAGGACUCGAUCAGAGAUGUCCACAUCAAAGGAAUAAUGUACAGUGCAAUUGAAGCAGAUAUUGAGAAAUACAUUUGUUAUGCUGAGCAAACGCGUGCAGUGCUUGCAAAGCUUGCGGAUCAAGGCAAGAAGAUGUUCCUUGUCACAAACAGCCCUAGCAGUUUCGUGGACAGAGGCAUGAAGUACAUUGUUGGGAAAGACUGGAGGGAACUUUUCGAUGUUGUCAUUGUCCAGGCUGACAAGCCAAACUUUUUCAAUGACAAGAGAAGACCUUUCCGUAAGGUGAAUGAGAGAGGUGUUUUGCUAUGGGACAAAAUCCAUCAACUGCAGAAAGGCCAGAUAUACAAACAGGGCAACUUAUAUGAGUUUCUAAAGCUGACUGGCUGGAGAGGUUCCAAAGUCUUGUAUUUCGGCGAUCACAUUUAUAGCGAUUUAGCAGAUUUGACCUUAAAGCACGGCUGGCGAACAGGUGCAAUUAUUCCGGAGUUACGGACAGAGAUUAAGAUCAUGAACACAGAGCAAUACAUUCAGACCAUGACCUGGCUUCAGACUCUCACUGGAUUACUGGAACACAUGCAGGUUCACAAGGAUCCAGACUCUCAGCUGAUUUUACACGAGUGGAAAAAGGAAAGAAAGGAAAUGAGAGAAACAACGAGGAACUUCUUCAAUUCUCAGUUUGGAAGCUUAUUCAGGACUGACCAGAACCCAACCUAUUUUUUAAGACGCUUGUCUCGCUUUGCUGAUAUUUACAUGGCAUCAUUGAGUUGCCUUUUGAACUAUGACCAUGACUACACAUUUUAUCCAAGGAGGACUCCUUUGCAGCAUGAACUCCCGACAUGGUCAGACCAACUGUGCACUGGUACAUUCAGAAUACCAUUUCUGCAAGAGAUGAUUCAAAUCAAAUAAGUUUUCUUUUCUCCCCCUUGGUUUUUAUAAUGACAAACAUUGACCACCUUCCUCCCCUCUUCCACUGACUCAGUAGAGCAAAGUAUAUUUAUCGUGACAUGAAUGUAUCUUUAAAAGCAAUGAUCUCUUCUAUAAUAGCUGUAGUAACUAUUAGUGCAAAUAUUUCUAUUUAGGUCUCUUUUCUCGGUUUUAGUGAGAGCUGAUAGGUCAUGUUGCACUAAUAGAAAAUAGAUCCCUUCCCCCAGCUGAAUAUUUGCUGGAAAAGAAAAUUAUUUGCACAUAAAACAACAAUUUAAGAUAUUUCUAGUUGUAUGACAUGCAGCCCGAUAUAUCACUCUGGUGUGGUUUAACCAGAUGAGCAUCACUUUGGAUUCUGGACGUGUUUUGAAUCUGGAUUUAUCUUAAAUUACAGCUAGUUUUCUUCUAGUUGGAGAAAGAAAUAGAACAUUUCAAUAAGUUUUGAAGCUAUGAGGCGGUAAUAAAUCUUGUGUUCUCCCCACAGCUGCUUCCAAGCAGGGGGAAAGUUUAAACGUGUGCCAUACUUACAAACCUAAAUUUAAUUUACAACUUUCAGAAUGUGUUUGCAGAGAUCAUCUGCAUGCAGAAUUAGGUUUCUGUAUGCAGAUGUGCAUCUGAAUGCUCAUCUGAGUCCUACUGGACUUGGCUGGGCUGAUUCAGAUGGAGGACAAACCCUCUCUACCUGGAGCCAGUAGUUGCUAUGUAACAAAUUGUGUGCAAGCUAGAUUGGAGUCCAAAUGUACAACUUAGGUUCCCUUCCAAAGUGCUAUCGUUGGAAUGCAACUCCCAUCAUCCUUGACCAUUGGCCAUGCUGGCAGCUUAAAACAGCCUUUCCCAACCUGGUACCAGACAUUGUUUUACUCCCAACUCCCAUUAGCAGAGCCGGUAGUUAAGUAUGAUAGGAGUUUGAGGUCCAUCACCAUCUGGAUUCUAGAGCACCAGGUUGUGGAAGGGUGCCUUGAAACAAUUCCCUUUUUUAAAUUUUUAGAAGUCAUGUAUUUUGUUUGCUGAAGUUCUUCAAAAUUCAGAAAGAAUUGUUCUCUUUAUUUUUAGGAAAUAAUUCGGUCCCCCCAAUGCUGGUCAGGUAAAGUUUGUGUGUUACUAGUUUGUAUACAUUUUGUAUGUACCGUACGUGAGAGGCUUUUAAUUGCAUUGUUCUAAUUCUCUGUGUUGCUUAAGAACUGCCUGCUUGCAUGACUCAAUAUGGUCCGGCAUUUCAGUUCAUUGAAAUAGACUUCUAAGCAAUGCCAAGCUGAAGUUUUUAAUUUUCCUCUUUGCCUUGAAAGCUAUGGCUUUGGGGUGGGGUGUGGAGCUCUUCUCCUCCCUUUAUUGCUUUGGCAUCAUUUCCCCCUGUUUUCAGUUGCACUGACAUGAUCCCUGAAUGGCUGGAUCACGUGAAUGCAGUGCAAUGCGAAUUAAACCAAUUGGCUUGGAUGAUGUGCUGGCAUCUUGAAGGGAGAUUGGAAGCCCAUUUUGUCUGAGAGCUAUGUUCACAUGGACGAUCAGAUAUCAAACUUUGUUUUUGGUGUCCCUUUGCAGUGAUCCCCUAAAGCACCAAGGAGCUCCCUUUCUGGCAUUAAGUAUUUCCCCUACUUUUUAUAAUUGCUUUUGCAUUGAGAGACUUACCGUACUUAGUUUUCUGAGGAGUGGAGAGGCGGUGGCUUAGUGGCAGAGCAUCUACUUUGUGUGCAGGUGUACAACCCCCAGGUUCAAGCCCUGCCAAUCCCAGUUAGGGGUUCGAGAAAGGCCCCUACCUGGGACACUGAAGAGCCACCGCUAGCCACUGCCAACACCACUGAUCAGACUUGGUAUUGGGCAGUUUCCUAUGAUGUGCUGGCCAUGUAGCCCAAUUGCCAUCUUAUGCAGAGGGGGGGCUUGAGCUUGUCUUUUGGUGAUGCUGGUUUGGUGAUGUUUUUCUGCCUAUAAAUGCUAUACUUGGUAUGCAUAACUGCCAAUGCUCUGUACUAGAGUGGAUGAAACACUGCUGUGUCAUUGGUCAAGUUACCUCUGUUUUAUUGCUUUUUAAAAAAGAGGGGAAAGCCCUUUAAACAGAAAAUCCAAGGGUUUGGACUUGAUUGUUAAAGCGUAACCAAGACUUGGUGUCACUUGAAAUGCAUCUAAUAUUCUAGGCUUCCAAAGCCCCUUUAAAAGACUGUAUUUGGAGAAGAUGUUAAAGAAUAGAAUUAGUUUGUAUUCUAGAAAAUUAUGGCAUAAAGUAAAGUGUUUGACAGGUUUAUGAGAACACUCCUUCAACACACAGAAUUUUUGUACAAAACCGCUUUGUAGAAAACUACCGGUACUUCUAUUGCAGAUUACUUUUAUUUCUUUGUAUACAAAGUAUAUUAACUGGUGCUUAUUUGCUGCUACAUAAUGUCAUAUAUUGUAAAAUGUUCUUGCAUGUGAAGUGAUUGGGGCCUAAUCAGCUACAAACUAACAUUUGCUCAUUUCUGUUACUGCUGUUAUUUAAAAGCACUGUAAUCACUUAUUGUAGCACCCACAACUCCUGAUAUUGUAGCCAUGUGGAAUUUUGUCAGUAUCUGAAUACCAAAAAGGAAGUCAGUAGUUUACUUCUUGACAAACUGACCUCCCAAAAAUAGAAUCUGCCAGCUAACUUUUCCUUUUUGUAUCCCAAAAUGUCUCUGGUACAACACCAUGCAAUAAAUGUCUUGUCACAUUCAUUAAGAUUACAA